AAAGAGCGCUGUUGUUGUUGUUGUUGUCUUCCGGGUGAGCCGCAGUCGUCUUCGUCGUGCUCUUAAACCGUGACACGGAGCCGGUCGCCUUCCUCCCUCCGCCGCCGAAGAUUCAAGCAGCAUGCGGGUCCCCGCCGAUGGAUGUCUCGACAAACACUGAGGAGAUCUUAGCUGAUCCAGCUGCUUGAACUCGAGCACAAUGUCGGUGGAGAAGAGGUCUUCGUGUUUCCCGUCGGACUGGGAGGACGACGAGCGAAUGGCUUUCUUGUUCUCUGCCUUCAAAGAGAACCGAGAUGUUGACAGCACGGACUGGGAUGGGAAGAUCGACUUCUGGAGCCCUCUGAUCGCUGAUCAGUGCCGGCGGCGCGGGACGGUGUGCGUGAGUCUGCAGGAGCUGAACGAGAGCUUCAGGAGGAAGGGCUGCGUUCCUCUGGGCUUGAGCACGGUUCUUCAGAGCAUGGUUAGAAGCGGGAAGGUGCAGAAGGAAUCGGACUUCGCUGCAAACGUGGACUCGGGCUGGUUGUCGUGGGGGGUCGGACUCUUGCUGGUUCGACCUCUGAAGUGGACUCUGUCGGCUCUGCUGGGCAGCGGCAGGGUCCCGCUGGAGGAGUCGUUUGUUGUGAUUGACCUGGUCAAAGAAAAGGCUGCGGCGCUCCUGGCGACGUAUCGGGCUUCUCCUUUAGCAGCACAUUCUCUGUUGUCCUUCCAAGAGCUGCGUGCUCUCUCCUCUCACAUCUGUCCCGAUGAAAGCUCGCUCUGCCUGGCCCUGCUGCAGCUGCAGAGAGAGAAACACGUCACCGUCUCGCUCCAUGAAGGAGAGAAGCUGGUGAAAUUUAGUCAGGCAGGACAAGGCCGCGUAUCCCCCGUCAGCGAGGUGGACCUGGGCAUCUAUCAGCUCCAGCGCAGCGAGAAGCUUCUGGAGGAGAGGGUGGAGGCGUUGGGACAGGAAGCAGAAAAGUGCAAGCAGCAGGCAAAAUCGCUGCUUCGAGAGGGGAAGAAAUCUCAGGCCCUGAGGUGUUUGCGCGGGAGCAAGCGGGUGGAGAAGAAAGCGGACCGUCUGUUCGCUCAGCUCGAGACGGUGAAGGGGAUCCUGGACAGAAUAGCCAACUCCCAAACCGACCGGCUGGUGAUGCAGGCAUACCAGGCAGGUGUGGCGGCUCUGAGGAUCUCCUUGAAGGGUGUGACGGUGGAGCGAGCAGAAAACCUGGUUGAUCAGAUACAGGAGCUAUGCGACACUCAGGAUGAAGUCAGCCAGACUCUCGCCAGUGGAGCGCCGGAUUCUGGUGAGGAUUCAGAGGAGCUGGAGGAGGAGCUGAAGUCAUUAUUGGAGAAAGCCGCCCCAGAUAACGACGUGCUCCCGGUGGUCCCAACGCAUCCUUUUUCUCCUCCAAGGAAAACGGGUAUCCUGGAUGCUGACUUUGUCCAGUCUCUGCCCUCUGUGCCUGAUUCCGGUCUAGGCAUCACAGACGAGGAACUGGACAGAGAACUAAGUCGACUUUCAGUCUCUGACACAGCUCACAGAAGGCCGGAGGCGGCGCAGUGACCGAGCGUUCAGCACAAGCAGCCACUAAAAUGGGUUAAACGCUGUCCACUAAAGAAAGCCAUCAGAUACAGUACUCGUGUGUCCUUGCAUUGUAAUAAGUCCUAUCAAGUCUUUAUGAAAAGCCCUUAUUCAUGUUUGUAAUGGCAUGUCUAUUUUUGUUUUUUAAAGAUAGUUUUAAGAGUGGCCUUUUUGAGUUUGUAAAGUCUGUACAAUGUAAUAUUCUAAUAAAACUACAAAUUAUGAUGACAAAUAGAGAA
Molecule: messenger RNA, 1800 nt
Organism: Puntigrus tetrazona (Sumatra barb)
Lineage: Eukaryota; Metazoa; Chordata; Actinopteri; Cypriniformes; Cyprinidae
Gene: chmp7
Product: charged multivesicular body protein 7
Exons: 11
Coding region: 200-1543 (447 amino acids)
Biological process (GO): late endosome to vacuole transport via multivesicular body sorting pathway; vesicle budding from membrane
Cellular component (GO): cytoplasmic side of plasma membrane; multivesicular body; ESCRT III complex
Source: RefSeq, a predicted model, not a curated record